Molecule: messenger RNA, 405 nt
Organism: Lodderomyces jiufengensis
Lineage: Eukaryota; Fungi; Ascomycota; Pichiomycetes; Serinales; Debaryomycetaceae
Exons: 1
Coding region: 1-405 (134 amino acids)
Source: RefSeq, a predicted model, not a curated record
AUGGUUAAUAACUCAAAUAUUGAUAAAAGUAUACCUUUAAGAGAUCAAAUACCAGAGUUAUUAGACGAAUUUUAUAACGAUGAAGUAACAAAGCCAGAAGAAUCUCAUCAAAAAAGCCCACCGGAUUAUUUACCACCUUAUGAAUCUAUAGUUAAUCAAGAUUUUGAUAACCAAGAAUUUAAUAAUCAAAUUUUGACAGAUGAAACUUGCUAUUUAGUUAAUAAUAAUACAUUUAAAGAUGAAAAAGAUCUUGAAAAUGGUAAAAUUAUUCAAAAAAAUAAUGUACAACGAACUCCAACAGAUCAUUCAAUAAGUUAUAAAGAUAUAGAAGUAUGGAUUCCUUUGAUUAUGUUUUUUGCAAUUGGUAUGAUAAUUUUAGGAAUUAUUUUGCCUGGAUUCACUUGA